GUGGGCAGGUGCGAGCCGUGGGGCAAGGCAGCAAAUGCCACCGUAGGGAUGUGAUGACCCUGGCUCAGAACCCAAGUUCCCACUGUGGAGAAUGGGAGACGACGGUCAUCCUUUGGAGAGUGGGAGCCGGGUGGAGUGGGAGUCCCCAGAGCUUAGAAGGAAGGGGAUCCUAGCUUAGGGUGUCAGGUGCAUUCCCUGUGGAAAGAGGAACCCCAGAGUCAGAGGCCCAGCCUGCAGGAAGCCCUGCAGUGUAUGUGUGGUAACACCAUGUCUGUGCCCCUGCUCACCGACGCAGCCACCGUGUCUGGAGCUGAGCGGGAAACGGCCGCGGUUAUUUUUUUACAUGGACUUGGAGACACAGGGCACAGCUGGGCUGACGCCCUCUCCACCAUCCGGCUUCCUCAUGUCAAGUACAUCUGUCCCCAUGCGCCCAGGAUCCCUGUGACACUCAACAUGAAGAUGGUGAUGCCCUCCUGGUUUGACCUGAUGGGGCUGAGUCCGGAUGCCCCAGAGGAUGAAGCUGGCAUCAAGAAGGCCGCAGAGAACAUCAAGGCUUUGAUUGAACAUGAGAUGAAGAACGGGAUUCCUGCCAACCGGAUCGUCCUGGGUGGCUUCUCGCAGGGUGGGGCCCUGUCCCUCUAUACAGCACUUACCUGCCCCCACCCUCUGGCUGGCAUUGUGGCAUUGAGCUGCUGGCUGCCUCUGCACCGGAACUUCCCCCAAGCAGCCAAUGGCAGUGCCAAGGACCUGGCCAUCCUUCAGUGCCACGGGGAGCUGGACCCCAUGGUACCUGUUCGGUUUGGAGCCCUGACAGCUGAGAAGCUCCGGACUGUUGUCACACCUGCCAGGGUCCAGUUUAAGACAUACCCAGGUGUCAUGCACAGCUCCUGUCCUCAGGAGAUGGCAGCUGUAAAGGAAUUUCUGGAGAAACUUCUGCCUCCGGUCUAACUAGUUGCUGGCUCCCACCAUGGUCCCCCAGCUCAUGGGGGACCCAGCAAGCAAGCACCGCAUCAUCUUGGAUCUGAGCCGGUCGAGCCCCUGUCCCUUCUCUUCCCACCCUAUCCUCUUCCCACAGGCCUCUGGGGCAGGUCGCCGAGGCUGGCCAGGCCUUCUUGCUGGCCUUGGCCAUCUGGAAGUCAGCAGCGGGGUGGGCUGCUCUCUUAUCCUGCGUCCCCAGAGGCGGGCCCCAGCAGCAGUAUUGGAGGGGCUGUAGGCGGCGGGAGGAAGGGGCCCAGCUGCUGACCCGCUCACUCAGGACCUCACCCACUAGCCCCGCUUUGGGCCCCCUCCCGUGACCUCAGGGUUUGGCCCGUGGGGCCCUCGUGGGCCCCUCCCCCCAUGACUCUGCCCGGAUAAUCGUCUCUCCUGCCUCGCUGCAGCCGCUUCUGUCACGAAUGUGUCCAUGGCCCGGGGCCCUUGCUGCUGUGGGCUGCCUGCUCCAGGACAGGCUGGCCAGUGAGGAGGUAGAGUCCCUCGGGGCCUCCCCUCAGCCCCUCCCCGAGAGGGGCUGGACCCUGCCUCCCCAUGGCCCUUCCUUGCAGGCCUGGAGCCUGCAGGGCUGGAUUGAGGUUCAAGGGCCCCCCCAACUCCCUGCUGUCUCACCCCCACUAUGUCCCCCCUUAGGGCCAGGGAGGUGGUGGGGGAGGAGUUGUGUCUUGUCUUCUGUCUUCAUGUGGUUUUGGGUGUUUUUCUCGUUUUGUCCUGGAUUCCGAUAAAAUUAAAGGAAUUGCUUCAA
This is a messenger RNA of Mus musculus (house mouse), 1735 nucleotides long. RefSeq names its product lysophospholipase 2 (gene Lypla2). The record is from RefSeq and is marked validated. Gene Ontology annotation, cellular component: cytoplasm; cytosol. The coding region runs from base 253 to 948 and encodes 231 amino acids. Gene Ontology annotation, molecular function: palmitoyl-(protein) hydrolase activity; hydrolase activity, acting on ester bonds; phosphatidylserine lysophospholipase A1 activity. The transcript is spliced from 10 exons. NCBI's taxonomy places the organism in Eukaryota, Metazoa, Chordata, Mammalia, Rodentia, Muridae. Gene Ontology annotation, biological process: prostaglandin catabolic process; acylglycerol catabolic process.